GCUAGCAUUCUAGUCCACCGUGGCUCUAUCUCCGUCCGGAGGCCGCGCAUCUCUUUUCUUCAUUAUUAUUUUCUACUCUGGAGUCUUUCUCUUUUCUCUAUCGGGCACAUCUGGUGGUCUGAUUUGAGGUCUCUCCUUUUGUGUUUGUUCCAAACUGUCGUCCUCCCCCGGGACGAUAUCAUACUCAAGGAGUCUAGUUUGGGUUAUCAACGGGCAGUCGACGAUAAUAGAUUUGAACAAUGUUUUUCUCCAAACCCGUUGACCUUGCUCGCGCAGAGGAGCUGCGACAGGAGCCUCCCAAGGGCACGCCCCAGAGUGUGGCCCUUCCUGGAACCGAGAAGCCCGGUCGAAGCAGGGUUUACCGUGCGUGGAACUGUCAGAAAGAGCUGCUUGAGACGCUAGAUCCAAAGAUCCGCACCGCUCAUGAUGUCUUUGAAACGUCGGCAAACCGAUAUCCCAAGAAUGACUGUCUAGGCUGGAGAUCCUACAACCCCGCCACCAAGACGUUCGGUCCCUACCAGUGGAUUGACUACCAGACCGUUCAGCGACGACGAGCGCACUUCGGCUCUGGUCUGGUGGAACUUCAUGAGAGACAUGGAUGUCCGGGAGGCAAGCAUGGUGUUGGACUGUGGUGCCAGAACCGCCCGGAGUGGCAGAUUACGGACCUGGCGUGCAUGUCGCAAAGCCUCUACUCCGUGUCCAUAUAUGACGUCCUGGGCAAGGAGGCAACCGAGUACAUCAUCAACCACGCGGAGCUGAGCUGCGUGGUGGCCUCGCUGCCGCAUAUCCCGACCCUCCUGCAACUGAGGCCCAAGCUGCCCAAUCUCAAGAUCAUCGUCAGUUUGGAUCCAGUAGAUGCGGGCGAGCAGCCCGGACAGUCGAAGCGCGAUAUCCUCAAGGCCAUCGCGGGAGACCAUGACGUUACUAUCUACACCAUUGAUGAAGUGGAAGCGCUGGGCGCUUCCGUGAACCGCCCCUACAAUCCUCCUUCUCCGGAGGAUAUCGUGACCAUCAACUACACCUCUGGCACCACGGGUCCACCAAAGGGUGUGGUUCUCACACACAAGAACGCCGUGGCAGCAGCUUCUAGUGCCUUGUCGGUGAUGGAACAUUCCCCCGGUGAUACCAUGGCUUCCUACCUGCCACUCGCGCACAUCUACGAGCGUCUGUCGGAGCAGGGCUUUCUGUGGGCCGGUGGCAGAAUCGGCUAUUUCCACGGUGCUAUCCAGGAGCUCGUCGACGACCUGAAGGUCUUGAAGCCCACCGGUUUCGUCUCAGUUCCCCGUCUGUACACUCGCUUUGGAAACGUCAUCCGCGGCGCCACGGUCGAACAGUCCGGCUUCAAGGGUGCUCUGUCGCGGCAUGUUCUGGCCACGAAGACGGCCAACCUGGAGACCAAGGGGACCUUCAAGCAUGCCUUUUACGACCGCAUUUGGGGCCGCAAGGUUGCCUCGGCAUUGGGACUGGAUAAGGCUAAGGUCAUGGUUUCUGGUUCUGCGCCGCUGGAUCCCGCCCUACACAGCUUCCUGAGGGUUGUGUUCGGCAUCGAUCUCAUCCAGGGCUACGGUCUGACUGAGACAUACGCCGUUACCACUGUCCAGUAUCCCAGCGAUCUGACCAGCGGAAACUGCGGCCGUCUGGCCCCCAGUGUGGAAGCAUGCCUGAUGUCGCUUCCUGACAUGGAUUAUUCCGUCGAUGACAAGCCAUACCCGCGAGGUGAGCUGCUGAUCAGGGGCAACACGCUCUUCCGGGAGUACUUCAAGAACCCCGAAGAGACUGCCGCUGCCGUCACCGAGGACGGCUGGUUCCGCACAGGCGACGUGUGCAGCAUUGACGAGAUGGGCCGUUUCAAGAUCAUCGACCGUCGGAAGAACGUGCUGAAGCUGGCCCAGGGUGAGUACGUAUCGCCGGAGCGCCUGGAGGGUGUAUAUAUGUCUCAGCUCGGAUACCUUGCCCAGGGCUACAUCCACGGCGACAGUCUGCAGACCUCGCUGGUGGCCAUCUUUGGCGUGCAGCCCGACGCGUUUGCCGGCUAUGCCAGCAAGAUCUUGGGCAGGAACAUCAGUCCGACGGACAUCGAAGCCAUCAGGGCCGUACUUGGCGAGGACAAGAUCCGCAAGGCGGUGCUGAAGGAUCUGGAUCAGAUUGCGAAGAAGCAGAAGCUGGCUGGUUACGAGCGGGUGCGGAACUGCGCUUUGAUGUUGGAUCCGUUUACCGUCGAGAACGAGCUGUUGACGCCGACACUGAAGAUGAAGCGUCCCCCGGCGGCAAAGAAGUACCGCUCUGUCCUGGACGAUCUGUACGCCCAGCUAGCAGAGGAAGAGGCCGCUCCCAAGGCCAAGUUGUGAUUCAUAUAUAUAUAUACGACACACGACACACUGACACUUCACGCCCGUUUUCUUCACUGCGUUAUUCAUGCAUUAUAGGCGCCU
Paecilomyces variotii is the source of this 2432-nucleotide messenger RNA. RefSeq names its product putative AMP-binding enzyme. Gene Ontology annotation, biological process: long-chain fatty acid metabolic process. The record is from RefSeq and is a predicted model, not a curated record. The transcript is spliced from 6 exons. NCBI's taxonomy places the organism in Eukaryota, Fungi, Ascomycota, Eurotiomycetes, Eurotiales, Thermoascaceae. The coding region runs from base 240 to 2348 and encodes 702 amino acids. Gene Ontology annotation, cellular component: endoplasmic reticulum; membrane. Gene Ontology annotation, molecular function: long-chain fatty acid-CoA ligase activity.